Equus quagga is the source of this 1611-nucleotide messenger RNA. It is a transcript of the gene MNS1, whose product is annotated as meiosis specific nuclear structural 1. The coding region runs from base 79 to 1566 and encodes 495 amino acids. Gene Ontology annotation, biological process: cilium organization. Gene Ontology annotation, cellular component: motile cilium. NCBI's taxonomy places the organism in Eukaryota, Metazoa, Chordata, Mammalia, Perissodactyla, Equidae. The transcript has 10 exons. The record is from RefSeq and is a predicted model, not a curated record.
GGAGCUCAGCCCGCCGCUGCAGUUGCGGCGGGAGGUGGUGGCCGCGGGAGCCGGAGCGAGGGCUGUUCUUCUGCCAAGAUGGCUUCCAAAAGGAGAACUUUGAGCUGCAGUGAAGGGCAUCAGAAAUUAGUAGAUAUAAACUACUGCAAAAAAUUACAUGUUGAGGCACUAAAAAAGAUAGAGAAUCAAAUCAGGGACCGAAUGGUGCAGAAUCAAAUUGCUGACCGUGUCGAGCGCCAGAGAUUCCUCAGAUUACUACAGAAUGAACAAUUUGAGUUGGAUAUGGAAGAGGCCAUUCAAAAAGCAGAAGAAAACAAAAGGUUGAGGGAACUCCAGCUUGAACAAGAAGAAAAAUUGGCUGUGGAAUUGGCAAAACUAAAAAAUGAAAGUCUAAAAGAUGAGAAGAUGAGGCAACAAGUAAGAGAAAACAGUAUUGAGCUCAGAGAAUUGGAGAAGAAAUUAAAAGCAGCUUACAUGAAUAAAGAAAGGGCAGCUCAGAUUGCUGAAAAGGAUGCCAUUAAAUACGAGCAAAUGAAACGUGAUGCUGAAAUAGCCAAAACCAUGAUGGAAGAACACGAGAGAGUAAAAAAGGAAGAGAAUGCUGCAGAGGACAAACGAAAUAAAGUAAAAGCACAGUACUAUCUUGACUUAGAGAAACAGCUUGAAGAACAAGAAAAAAAGAAGCAGGAAGCUUAUGAGCAGUUGCUAAAAGAGAAACUCAUGGUUGAUGAAAUUGUUAGGAAAAUCUAUGAAGAAGAUCAAUUAGAAAGACAACAAAAGUUAGAAAAAAUGAAUGCAACUCGAAGGUAUAUAGAAGAGUUUCAGAAAGAGCAGGCUCUCUGGAGAAAAAAGAAGCGUGAGGAGAUGGAAGAAGAAAAUAGAAAAAUCACAGAGUUUGCCAACAUGCAGCAACAAAGAGAAGAAGAUCGGAUGGCAAAAGUUCAAGAAAGUGAACAAAAAAGGCUACAGCUUCAGAAUAUGCUGACUCAGAAACUGGAAGAAAUGCUGAGGCAACGUGAAGAUUUGGAACAAGUGCGACAAGAAUUAUACCAGGAAGAACAAGCUGAAAUGCAUAAGAGGAAACUAAAAGAAGAAGCAGAAGAGAAAUUGAGAAAGCAAAAGGAGUUGAAGCAAAAUUUUAUAGAACAAAUGGCCUUGAAGGAACUAGUACUACAGGCUGCAAAAGAGGAAGAGGAGAUCUUCAGAAAAGCUAUGCUAGCUAAACUUGCUGAGGAUGAUAGAAUAGAAUUAAUGAACGCUCAGAAACAAAGAAUGAAGCAGCUCGAACACAGGAGGGCUGUGGAAAGACUUAUUGAGGAACGUCGCAACCAAUUCCUUGCAGACAAACAACAGGAACUGGAAGAAUGGCAGUUGCAGCAAAGACGACAAGGAUGUAUUAAUGCAAUUAUUGAAGAAGAAAGACUAAAACUUCUCAAAGAACAUGCUUCAAAAUUACUAGGAUAUCUCCCUAAAGGAGUAUUUAAAAAAGAGGAUGAUAUUGAUAUGCUUGGUGAAGAGUUUAGGAAAGCAUAUCAGGAAAGGAGUGCAAUUUGUGAAGAGAAGUGAUAUCACCAAGAUUUGGUAAAAAACCUGGAUUCUUUUGUAUGUUAC